GGGGUUUGUGACUUUGUGGCUGUGGUAACUAGUGACGACCGUGUUGUCAUAAUCACCCACCCGUACCCGAGUGUAUGCAGGGUGAUUCUCCUAUUGUACAGAAUAGGAUAGGGGGAACCAUGGCAUACUUGCGAGGCGCCCCAUCUAAUAUCCAACGUACAGAGAAUAUAAAUUGUGCGCGAUUUUUGUGCUGAGCCAAGAUCCUCUAUUUUUAAAACACAAAACCAGGACAUCGGAUUAUUUCUACGCGCACCAUUUUGAUCGAAGCGGUCCAUGAUGGAGCACAUCCGAACGCCAAAGGUGGAGAAUGUCCGCCUGAUUGACCGUACGGCCCCUAGGAAAGCCACGGUGGGGACGCUGUACCUCUCUGCCACACACACCAUCUUCGUGGAGAACAACCCAGAGACACGCAGAGAGACUUGGGUGCUCCACAGCAUGGUGGCCAGUGUGGAGCGGCCGCCAACCACCCCUUCAGGAAGCCACCUGGUCGUCCACACUAAGAACUUCCAGGUGGUUCAGCUGCUCAUCCCCCAGGAGAGGGACGCCAUGGAUGUCCAGGCCUCGCUCGCACGCCUCUCUCGCCCAGAGAAAUAUAGCGAGCUCUACUGCUUGUCCAUCAACCCCAACGCCAACAAGGAGGAGAGGGAGGAGUCCUGGAGUUUCCUAGACCUGCAGGCGGACUACAGACGCAUGGGCGUGCCCAACAACCUCUGGGUCAGCACUCCGGCCAACAGCGAGUACAGGGUGUGUGACACGUACCCAUCAGAGCUGUUUGUGCCAAAGUCGGCCACACCUCCAGUCAUCGUGGGGAGCUCGAAGUUCCGGAGCCGAGGGCGUUUACCCGUCCUGACGUACUUCCACCAGGAUACCCUAGCUGCUAUCUGCCGCUGUAGUCAGCCCCUGUCCGGCUUCAGUGCUCGCUCCCAGGAGGAUGAACAAAUGCUGGAGGCCAUCAUGAAGUCCAACCCGGGCAGCGACUACAUCUACGUGGUGGACACCAGGCCAAAGUUGAAUGCGAUGGCCAACCGGGCGGCUGGAAAAGGCUAUGAGAACGAGGACCACUACACCAACAUCAAACUGCAGUUCAUCGGCAUCGAGAACAUCCACGUGAUGAGGAACAGCCAGCAGAAGAUCAUUGACGUGGGCGAGCUCAAGACUCCCUCCAUGGGCGACUUCCUGUGGGGGCUGGAGAGCUCCGGUUGGCUGAAGCACAUCAAAGCCGUGCUGGACGCAGGCGUCUUCAUCGCCAAGGCGGUUGCGGAGGAGGGUAUCAGUGUGGUGGUCCACUGUUCGGACGGUUGGGACAGGACGGCCCAGGCCUGCUCUGUAGCCAGCGUUCUCCUGGAGCCUUACUACAGGACUAUGAAGGGACUCAUGCUGCUAAUCGAGAGGGACUGGGUGUCGUUCGGUCACAAGUUUUCACACAGGUACAGCCAUCUGGAAGGUGAUCCUAAGGAGGUGUCCCCGGUGAUAGACCAGUUCCUGGAGUGUGUGUGGCAGCUGUCAGAGCAGUUCCCCUGUGCCUUUGAGUUCAACGAGCGCUUCCUGGUCCAGCUGCACAGACACGUCUACUCCUGCCAGUACGGCAACUUCCUGGGCAACAGCCAGAAGGAGAGGAGGGACAUGGGGUUGCGUGAGAGGACUCACUCCCUGUGGCCCCAGCUGUGGAAGGACAGGGCACAGUACGCCAACCCCUUGUACAGGGCUGACCACACCCAGACUCAGGGGAUGCUACGGCCAAACACCACCCCCUACUGCUUCAAGAUGUGGAAGGGCAUGUAUAACCGUGUGGAGAAGAGUGCGCCCCCGCGCCAGACGCCCACCGAAUUACUGACAGCAGUCAGGGAGGAGACUCAGCAGCUGGAGGAGGAGCUGACCAAUCACCAGGAGAGGAUUGCAGCCCUGAUGAAGGGGGAUCAAACUAAGGGUAAUGCGGGUCAGAGGAAGACCAACAAAGUGUGUGAGGAAGAAUGCAGGCCAGGUGGGCUGGCUCCUCCCACUGGAGAUUGCCCCUUCACUAGCCCCCCUCGGGACUAUUUUCCCUCCCAGGGGGGGCCCCCGGGCCCGGCUAUGACUCUGCCCUUGGGGCCCCCCAAGGGCCCUGGCCUUGACCCCGACGACCUCUCCUCGGCUUGCAGUGACAUGGAAUCGGGCGUGGCCGACCUCAGCAGCCGCUCCUCCAGCGGCGGCGACGACAGCAAGGACCCCGACGAGGCCAUUUAGUGCGCAGCCUGAGCGAAAAUGGCGAUCAAUGAGGGGUUGAAGAGGGGCUUGUCGGAGGGCACUUUGCAUUGACAAUUGAAUAUCACAGAGGUCUCUUUUGACGGGGCCAAUUGGACUGGAUUUUACUUGUGGUUCUUUUGUUUUGUUUCUGUGUAGUUAGUAUCGGAGCACAACGUGAGCACCUGCCGGGUAUUGUGGUAACACUGGGUAGCCAUAGUGGAUGUUUUAACCCCAUACUAGUGUAAAAUGUGAACAAAAAUAUUCCAGGACCAAACAUUUACAGCAAAGGCAAAAUACUGUGUGUGGAAUAUUUUGUCUUAAGCUAUUAUGUUGAGUUACAAUGUACUGUACAACAUUUUAAAACAGGAAAAAACUAAAUGUACAUUUGUUUGUACUUUCCUUUAGACCCAUGCAUUACAUUGGUCACACCAAGUAGGACUACCCCUCGAUAACAAAAGUAUCAGAAGCAUCUGAAAUCCAUUUGUCCAUUCUGUAGUCUGAACAAGCAUAUAGGCUACAAUGUAUCCCAGUGGUAUAACAUGGUCGUGUUCAGGAGGAAAACACUGAACAAAAACGGUCAGAAAACUAUUGAACUUGUCCAAUAAGAAACGCUGUUGCAAAACAAUUCGCUACAUUCUGCACUUAUGAACACGACCCAGAUAACACUGUCAAACACGGCACGUGUUCUUGGAACAUUUAUCACCACCCAAUCUAGUUUUAUGUUUACUGUCUCGUUCUGAUAGCCUGCCUUCUCACACAAAUGAAGAAACACUGCACUUCCCAACUAGCCUGGAUGAACAGAAAUGUCCACGUUGCCAUGACUAGGCUUUUAUUUGGUCUUGAAAUGAAAGUUGCUGCUUAUUAGUAAUGAAUCGAGAGACAUACUCUUUCCUUUGGAAAGCCCAUUGAACGGCGGUAACCUUUUCAGAUGGUUAUUCCCACUGAUGUGUGUAUUUAACUGUGUAUACGAGUGCAUUCACUAGCGCUGUAGUAUGAACACUUAGGAUACAUUAGAAACUUUGUUCCAAUAUCAACACCAGCUCACCACUUAGAAUGCAUGGCCAACACAUUGGUUCAAUCUGAAUGGUAUGUGGGUGUGGAUAUUGGAAGUCAAAUCUCUUUGUGAUCGGUAGCAUUAGUUAGCCUGUGUGCCAUUCUGUUUCUGUCCUCUUGCCAACUGCCUACAGACGGGUUAGCUGACAACAGCACGAAAAGAUGUGUGUGCGCUUCAAAGGGGCAGAAAGCCGUGUGUUAUGGUUCUGGAUGGCCAGAUCACUAGCAACAAUGACAAGAAACCAUACGUGGGAUCCUAGGUGGCUAGUUUCAUCUUGAUACCAUGUCUUGUUUUGAUCUAUGCUAAUAUGGCUAACAUUUGCUAGCUAGCUAACCAACAACUGUAAUGAUGUAUUUGAGAGACAAGUGCUCAUUGUGGAACUUUAUUUGUUUUCAAUAAACAUUGGAGACUAAAUAUAGUUUACGUGUUGUCAACAGUCUAAACCAACCACGUCUGUUUUGCCCCAUAGUUGCACACGCCUCGGUUUUGUUGCUAAACAACCAACCCGUCUAUGGAAUUGUCAUGGCUUGACAAUGAGCAAUGGAGUUGGUAAGAGCACAAACAGAUCUGGGACCAGGCUAAGUAUUAGACUGUUGAGAAACCACUUGUAUGGUCAACCUGGGAAAACAACAUGGCUAAAUCCAAUGGAUAUCCUUUCCACUGUGGUAUUUAGUGUUUACUUUAUACAUUGUUGUAAAUGACCUGUUGUAAAUGACCUGAAAUAAACUCCAUUCACUGUCAAAGGGAAA
Messenger RNA from Salmo salar (Atlantic salmon), 4026 nucleotides. RefSeq names its product phosphatidylinositol-3-phosphate phosphatase MTMR7. NCBI's taxonomy places the organism in Eukaryota, Metazoa, Chordata, Actinopteri, Salmoniformes, Salmonidae. Gene Ontology annotation, molecular function: phosphatidylinositol-3-phosphate phosphatase activity; phosphatidylinositol-3,5-bisphosphate phosphatase activity. The record is from RefSeq and is a predicted model, not a curated record. Gene Ontology annotation, biological process: phosphatidylinositol dephosphorylation. Gene Ontology annotation, cellular component: cytoplasm.